Molecule: messenger RNA, 3477 nt
Organism: Cordyceps fumosorosea ARSEF 2679
Lineage: Eukaryota; Fungi; Ascomycota; Sordariomycetes; Hypocreales; Cordycipitaceae
Product: Nucleoporin Nup120/160
Exons: 3
Coding region: 1-3477 (1158 amino acids)
Cellular component (GO): nuclear pore
Molecular function (GO): structural constituent of nuclear pore
Source: RefSeq, a predicted model, not a curated record
AUGACCUCGGGCGAACCCAAGUUUCUCUUCAAAGAGACUCGCUUGAACCUCGAGCCUCCCGCCGCCGCGUCCAUUGUCACGAUCCGCGUCCCGUCGCUGUCCGGAAGCACCACCUCGCGCGGCACCGAUGGCGCGGCCGAGGACGGUGCGGCUUUCCGCCGCAAGAACCUCGCCAGCGCAACCUCCAUCUACCACCGGCAGUGGCACGACGCGCCGCGAAGCUUCCUCUGGCGCGUGCUCGAGGACGGCCACCUGCUGAGCGUGCGCGCCACCGACGUGUGCUGCCGCGGAAGGGCGGCUGACGCGCCGCUGGUGCUCAACUUCCACUUCGCGGUGCCCAUCCAGCCGGGCUGCGUCGCCCUGGCCGAUCCGCAGGAGCACGACGCGCUCUGCCUGUUCGUGCUCGACACGGCGUCGGCGCUGUACACGUUCACGCUGCGGCCGGACCUCUUCAGGAAGCGCACGGCGGUCGACGCGGGCCUGUCGGAGCUGGCCAAGGUGCAGGCGCCGGCGGGGCUGGGGUUCAAGUACCCGCACCGCAUGGUCGCCGUGUCGGCCAACACCCUGCUGGUGACGGUCAACGACGGCGGCAUGAUUCGCCUGGACCGAAACCAAGCCGACGAUGGGGGUGUUUGGAAGGAGACCUUUUUCAACGUCCAAGGAUGGAAGCAAAACCUCCGAAGCUUGCUCCCUUUCCAGGGCAGCCACACGAUCCGAUAUGGCCGAACCAACAUGGAAUAUAGUGCUGCCACGGCGGUCCAGGUGACAUCUCUGGGGUUGGAUGGCUGUCUGUUUGCCAUUACAGUGUGCCUCGACCAUCGCAUCCGCAUAUGGAACAUUCAGGACGGCCAGAUCUUAUUCACGGGAGACCUACUCGGUGCCGACAGAUCUCCCCAGGAGAUUGGCAAAUGGAUCUUGGACCCUUCUCAAGCCAACCUGGUGCAGCUCGUUGGACGCAGCCCGGGACGGAGACUAUGCGCCACAUACUCACCAAUUGGGCCGGGCGAAUUCAAGUUUUGGAACAUUGUUGCAAAGGGGCCGCAUAUGAUUACAGUUGAGGAGCGCUUCCCCAAACUAACCCUUAUUCCGGAAACGCCUUCAUCGGCCGAUGUAUGGACACUAGCCGACUUUAUACUCGCAACGCCCAAGGAUGAUAGCGUCCGCCUGUGGACAUUGUGGAAGAACAACAUGACUUACCGGGUUCAGCGGCUUGACUUGGACAGCACCAAUAUGUCCCAGGUCUGGCAACAAGGUUGGGAAGGUGUCCAUUCUAACGUGGGUUUGCCCCCUGCCGAGCCCUCUGGGCCAUGGGACCCAGAAGACGUUACGGAAAAGUGGCUGCAGUUGAUCCUGAAACCUGGUCUCUUUACCAAGGCAACGCUCGAAGCAGCGCUCUCCAUCUAUGAGCAAGGUCUAGGGAAGGCUAGAGAAGGAACCAAGGGACGCGGUCUGGCCGAAUCUAUAUGCUCGGUGCUCGGUGCCGCGGCGUCAUUAGAGAGAGGUCCUACCGGUGCUAUGGACUAUGAGCAGUUUAGAUCCUCGAGCGAAACUCAAUGGCGCCGCUUCUACAGGCUUCUUAUCGAGCUUGAUAAGCAACGCGGUGAAGCCAUCACCCUGGCACUCGAUCCGGAGUCCGACAUGGCUUGGGUUGUCUGCGCCGAUCUUGUUUCGGCCAUCAGAGAGUGCAGCGACUUGGAACGCAUUUACCACAACCUCAAGGCUCCUGAUCAGGACAGGCAGCGUGAGGCUGUUUUGAUCAACUCGGCGCUGUCAUUUGUGGACGGAUUCUCGGACAGCUAUCGGCAGCUCUGUAACGCGGCUCUACGACCCGAACUAUUUGAACAAUCUCAAAAAACGGACCUAGAGCGCAUUCAGUUCUUCUCCGACAAGGCCGGAUUCUGGCGUGGCAUUACCGAUGAAGAUUGCACACAGAUUGUCGACGAUCUGGGUCAAAACUUCAACAUGGUUACCGAUGACCUGUACAAUGAGGUCCUCGAUUUACUCGCAACCCCCGCUGCAAUGAAGGGACGGAAGCCCAACAAUCCAGUUACCGAGUUUGGUCGGAGACUCGUCAUGGCAGCCACACAGGAUUGCCUGACCAUGCAGUGGAGAGUGUGUCUGAGCCAGCUUAUCCUUCUUGUUCAUAUGGAAUACGAGUUCGACGACGAGGAAGAUGCUCUCCAUCACCGAGUAGACGUCGGCAGCGUAUUCCGAGGCUUGAUUGCCGCCCUUCGCCGCUUAGAGCUGUUGAGGCAUCUAUCCCAAACAGAACUUUCCGUACCCCUAUAUAGACCAGAUAGAGGUAUCUCGCCCAAGAAGAGCGGCGAUGACACGCAAGUCGUCACGGCCCUGGAAGCCAAUGUCGGCCACCUUCUUGGCUUCAACGCGACGAACGCGCCUCUCAGCAAGAGCCUCUCCGAGAUUGCGGCCUCCCUAUGCGCCCCGGAUAGCGAUAUCGAAGUAUCGCCGGCCCUGAUCCAGUGCUCGCUUAUGAAGCGGCAACGGGCAGAUCUGGCUAAUACUCUCACCCCUUUCUGCAACGAAGAUCCGUUCUCGGUGUAUGUUCAGGGCCGCGUGAGUCUGGCUUUGAAAGACUACAAUAGCGCGGCAAGCUUCUUCAGGAGGGCUGCCGUCGGCAUGAGCACCGAGAACGUCGAGCUUGACCAGCACAGUGGUGGCUUGCUAGACAACACAGAAUGGGCCUUGUUCAAUAGCGGUCUGCCUCGCUACUACUCGCACAUCGUCGCGCUCUACGAUGGCCAAAAGGCAUACUCCUACGUUAUUGAGUUUGCGCGCCUCGCCAUGCAAUUCACAUCUGCGCGCCCCAGUCCCGAAUCCGUCAAGGCCGAGAUGCUUACGCGGCAAUUCAGCGCCGCGCUCGCCACCUGCCAGUUCGAGCUUGCCCACACCACCCUACUCUCCAUCAAGGACCAGGCCCUGCGCUCCUCCAGCCUGCGCCUCCUCGUGGACAAGAUGUGCGAGACGUGCCACAACAGCGAGCUCGUGGCGCUGCCGUUUCCUGGCAUGCAGCAGGAGGUCGAUGAGUUCCUGGCCAAGCGCUGCCGCAGCGCCGUCGACGUGGUGCGCGGCGCCCACUACCACCAAGUGCUGUACGCGUGGCGCAUCAAGCGCCAGAACAUGCGCGGCGCCGCGUGGGUGCUGCUCGACCGCAUCCAGAAGCUCAAGCUCGCCGGCGAGGCCGACAAGAUCACCGGCGACGACGUGCUGGACACCCCCGUCACGCGGCAGUACCUGCUACUCAUCAACGCCCUCAGCUGCGUCGAUCCCAAGCAGGCCUGGGUCUUUGAUGAGGGUGUGGCCGGCGCCGUGGACGAGGCCACGGGGCUGCCGAGGAAGCGCGCGGUCGUUUCGCUCGCGGACGUGCGCAAGCAGUACCAGGACGAGCUGGAUAGGAUCGCGGCCAUUCAGAAUAACCAGUUUGGCUUUUCGGCGGAUGAUGUCAUGGAUCUUGCAUGA